AUUCUGUGAAGCCAAGCUGUGGGCAAGGAACAUGCGUAGAAAUAUCUCCAGAAGUCAGGUGUUGAAAGUGAGCAUGCGCAUAAUGUUUCUCUGAAGUUUGAACAGGACAGAAACGGCCGGUCCUGGGGCUGUCAGUUGCUCACUUAUUUGAGGAAAUAAGCCUAAUUUCUGUCUCAGCAUGUCAAUAGUAACAGUGCAACUUGGUCAGUGUGGCAAUCAGAUUGGUUUUGAAGUGUUUGAUGCUUUAUUUAGUGAUUCACACUGUACCCAGGGACUCUGCUCUAAAAGAGAGAAUGAGGCAUAUCGAUCAUCUUGCAAAGAAAGAUUCUUCAGUGAGGAGGAGAAUGGAGUUCCAAUUGCCCGGGCUGUACUUGUUGAUAUGGAACCUAAAGUUAUUAAUCAAACACUAUCAAAGGCUGCCCAGUCUGGCCGAUGGAAAUACGGCCAGCAUUCAUGCUUCUGUCAAAAACAAGGUUCUGGAAACAACUGGGCCUAUGGUUACUCUGUUCAUGGACCCAGGCAUGAAGAAUCUAUAAUGAACCUAAUCCAGAAGGAAGUAGAGAAAUGUGACUCUUUGAGUGGUUUUUUCAUCAUAAUGAGUAUGGCUGGAGGCACAGGAUCUGGGCUAGGAACCUUCAUUACACAGAAUUUACAAGAUCAGUAUUCUAACUCUUUGAAAAUGAAUCACAUUAUAUGGCCUUAUGGAACUGGUGAGGUUAUCGUUCAGAAUUACAACUCCAUUUUGACCCUUUCUCACUUGUACCGAUCUUCAGACGCUCUCCUUGUUCAUGAGAAUGAUGCUGUUCAUAAGAUCUGUGCAAAAUUGAUGAAUAUCAAGCAGAUCUCCUUUAGUGAUAUAAAUCAAGUCCUCGCCCAUCAGCUGGGAAGUGUGUUCCAGCCUACUUAUUCUGAGGAAGGCUCGUUUCACUUCAGAAGAAAUCCAUUAGGAGACUUAAUGGAGAAUUUAGUUCCCCAUCCUGAAUUCAAGAUGCUGGGUGUUCGCAACAUUCCUUACAUGGCUGAGAACUCACUGGCAUACAGCGCGUUUACUUGGGCUGGCCUCCUCAAGCAUUUGAGACAGAUGCUCAUUUCUAAUGCGAAAAUGGAAGAAGGUAUGGAUUGGCAGGUACGACCUCCUUUAUCAAGACUUCCUACUCUUGGUAAAAUGUCUCUCAACAAGGAGCUUCACUUUAACACUUCCAUUGCUAACUUGGUCAUCCUUCGUGGGAAGGAUGUGCACAGUGCAGAUGUGGGGGGAUUUAAAGAUCCAGCUCUCUACACUUCCUGGUUGGAACCAGAUAAUGCUUUCAAUGUGUGGAAAACCCAGCGAGCCUUUGGCAAGUAUGAGAAGUCCGCGGCACUGGUCAGCAACAGCCAGUUCUUAGUAAAACCACUUGAUAUGAUUGUGAGCAAAGCAUGGAAUAUGUUUGCCUCAAAAGCCUACAUUCAUCAGUACACAAAAUUUGGAAUUGAAGAAGAGGACUUUUUGGACAGUUUCACAUUGUUAGAACAGGUUGUUGCCAGUUACUGCAACCUCUGAUCUUGAACAGAGGGUUCAAGGGAAAAAGUACCUUUACGUCACUUUUGGACUUAAAUAUUUUCAACACUGUUUUUUUCCCCUGUAUGUUUUCAAAUUUUGAUCUUUUAAAAGCAACCAGGUCAGAUGCUGAUUUCUUUUGCAUACUAUGCCCACAGAACAGAAGGAAAACCUUUUAAAGGGAGAACAGCAUGUUUUCAAUGAAAACAUCUAUUUGGUAUUUUCAUUUGCAAGAAAAAAAUUGGUGCUUCUAUAAAGAACUUUGGAGCUCCUUUUUUU
Pteronotus mesoamericanus is the source of this 1816-nucleotide messenger RNA. It is a transcript of the gene TUBD1, whose product is annotated as tubulin delta 1. Gene Ontology annotation, biological process: microtubule cytoskeleton organization; mitotic cell cycle. The record is from RefSeq and is a predicted model, not a curated record. Gene Ontology annotation, cellular component: microtubule; cytoplasm. The transcript has 10 exons. Lineage: Eukaryota; Metazoa; Chordata; Mammalia; Chiroptera; Mormoopidae. The coding region runs from base 179 to 1540 and encodes 453 amino acids. Gene Ontology annotation, molecular function: GTP binding; structural constituent of cytoskeleton.